Molecule: messenger RNA, 2805 nt
Organism: Laccaria bicolor S238N-H82
Lineage: Eukaryota; Fungi; Basidiomycota; Agaricomycetes; Agaricales; Hydnangiaceae
Product: exo84 subunit/exocyst complex component
Exons: 10
Coding region: 1-2595 (864 amino acids)
Biological process (GO): Golgi to plasma membrane transport; intracellular protein localization; exocytosis
Cellular component (GO): exocyst
Source: RefSeq, a predicted model, not a curated record
AUGGAGUCGCUACGAUCACGACCGUCUCAGGCACCUCGGAAAGCGCAACGCACUCCCACUAAACUCUCCAAGCAAGGUCCUGGUCCCGCACCGCGCGACCGAAACAAGACCCGCAUCGAUGACAAAAUUAAGAAGCGCAUGUCCAUGCGAUACGCUGACAUAUCGAGUCCGACAGAGCUGACAGGUCUGCCCGCGAUGCCAAGUCUCGCGGGGAUGACGUCGCCACCUGUGCGUGGAAUGAUGGGAGAAGGAGAAGAGGAUGUGCGAGAUCGAACGGGGUCGAAGGACGAGGCCAAGGUCGCAGUGAAUGAUAAGAAAUUAUUGAGUGCUGAGGAUUUUGAUCCUGAUGCUUUUCUGAAGCUGAAACUUGCAAACUCGACGGAAGCUGAGCUGAAAUUACUCCAAUCAUCGUUGCAUAAAGCAAAAGAUGAUACCGCUUCUGAGCUGCAGCGGAGUGUCUUCAAAAAUUAUGCGGAAUUCGUCCUGAUCUCGAAAGAGAUAUCAGUCCUGGAAAACGAGAUGCUUGAGCUAAAGGAGCUUCUAUCAGACUACAAAUCAAUGCCGUCAAUGUUACACAUACCCGACCCAACCGCCAUCUCCUCAUCCUCUCUAUCUACAUACAAACGCUCCUCCGUCGCCGAUCUUCGUGUACUCUACUUCAACCAAAUGCAAGCCAUCCACGCUUCAAUUGAGGGCGCAGCCAAAUUUGUCCCUACGACGCCUGGCAGACAUGUCGUUGGUGAAAUGGAGGGCGUACUCAGUCUUAACGCAGCCACAUACAAGAUCAUCAAUAAGGUGAAGUUCGUCGUGUUGAAUGACGCAGUGUUGGUGGCUAAGAGAAGGAGACGGAAUGUCGGAGGAAGAGAAGGCACUGGAUCCACGGUAAAUGAGGGAAAGCUUGUCGCGGAAAGAUGCUGGGCUUUGAAUGAAAUGUUGGUUCUGGAUACCAAAGAUUCUGCAAGCAUGACGAAUGUCUUCAAAAUAAGACAUGGGAAGGAGACCCAUGUUUAUCGAACGGAUACUCCGCAGGAGAAGAAGAGUUUAUUGUCUCAAUUCCGUCAAGUAGCCGAAGAGCUCUCGGCGAAGCGUCGCAAAGAGAGGGAGGGAGAACACGAACGGAGGAAGAGCAUGUGGCAGGGCGGUGGUGGUGAUCGCAGUACAACAAUACCUCCAAUGCCAGAGUGGAUGGCUGACCUUGCGAAAAAAGGUGGUGAAAUUCCAGGAUCCGGAAACGAUGCCAAGGAAAAGGCGGAGCGGGAUGCACGGUUUGUCGGGGAUUGGUCUGACGAUCUGACUGUUGCUAUUGCUCUGAAAGAGUGGCCCAAAGCUGUCGAUCUUGUUGAACAAGGACAAGCCAAACUCUCAACUAUUCCUCUGCUCGCGUCCAAACUACCGGCUCUCACGAAUCAGCUGACCACAUCACUGCUGGCGUCCCUCUCCUUGAUGUCGAACCGAAAGUCUAGUGUCGUGCUCCUGAUCUCCCUACUCAAUCGGCUGAAAGCUGGUGCCCCUGCUCGGAGUACGUUCCUUGAAAUGCGUAGCAAGGUGAUUCGGGGACACGUGCGCAAGAUACGAUUUGAGGGCCACAUCGGGUCGUACAUUGGCGAUCUUGCCACUGUUUACUUUACAGGAAUCAAACAUACGGCGGACUGGUACCUGGCAAGCUUCAAGGAGAAUGAGGUGGCAAGUUCCUUUAUAACAUGGGCCAAAGAGGGAAUUCAGAGCUAUGCCGAAACGUUCAGGAAACAGGUUUACUCCAAAGACGUCGACCCCAAGGUUGUGGAGGAUGCUAUUCAGAUCACUCAUACGCAGAGCAAGAAGCUACUUCAAGAAUAUGGUCUCGACUUUCGAUAUCUACUCGACGAACUUCUCGUCCAACAUCCAAAGGAAGCUGUCAAAGCUACUGCUGCAUUCUCUCUUGACGGUCAUCGCACAUCAAAGCCCGCCAUCCAAUCAUCCCCGCCUAUCUCUGAGCCAGUCGAACAGCCACCUCCCUCCUUGCAACUACCACCCGCGCCUACACCUCCUACGUUAUUAGAUCCACCUAUCCGACGUCGCCGGUCACCCGUACCCUCUUCACAUUCCAGCAGCACCUCGUCCCUCCCACAUUUCAUAGGCACCGGAGAGUCGCUGCAUCCCCCAGGAACACCCAACACCCUGAUCUCGAACUUGGGGCUGCGCAAUGCUAGCAGCCCUAGCUCCUAUUCCAACGGGGCCCCACUGAAUAACACUGCGCGUCCGGCAGUGUACCCAGGAGGCUUGGUAAACCGUAGUCGCACCCCGUCAGUUACACAACAAUGGCAGGGAGGACCCCCACCCACCUCUGCGCCCAUCCCUGAUCUUCCGCUGACCUCUCCCGUGGCGAGACGACCUCGGUCUCCGCCUUUGAGUGCUAACCCGUUCCGUGCUGGUACUGUUGGUGGUGGUGGUGUGAAAGAACGAGUUGAUAGAGACAGACCGCCCAGGUCUGUGAGGGGUAGUCCUGUCCCUUAUAAUCAAGGAUCGCUCCCCCCAAGGUCUAUCAACCGACCUGGGAGCGCGACGGGCCACCGGUUACCGCCUGUUGCUGUUCCGCAGAGGGAAGGAAUGAUUUAGGGAGGAUUCAGCAUGAAUAACAGUCAAACGUUGAACUACUGAAGCCAAAGUGCAAGGCAGACUUUAGCAUGGUCACUUCAAGUGCGCUGGACGUCGCAUCCAAAGACCGGGGUAUUUUCAUUUCAAACAUGCUACAGGGGCAGUUUGUACUUGAAGUACAAUAAGCGUCAUAGUGUACAAUACUUGGUGAUUUCAAAAGCUCGAAAAAGG